Molecule: messenger RNA, 2100 nt
Organism: Poeciliopsis prolifica (blackstripe livebearer)
Lineage: Eukaryota; Metazoa; Chordata; Actinopteri; Cyprinodontiformes; Poeciliidae
Exons: 6
Coding region: 39-1106 (355 amino acids)
Biological process (GO): response to bacterium
Source: RefSeq, a predicted model, not a curated record
GUUGAAAAUAGUCCUUCACGCAGGAGAACAGUGAUACAAUGGCAACGUUCAGAGGACUGCCUGCUUUAAUUCUGCUCAGAACAAUGAUUGCGAUUGCAGCCGUAAAGGUUCCUGACAAAAUCCUUCUGACUGAAGCUGAACUCGGCCAAACUGUGAAUCUGACAUGUGAUACAUCUGGUCAUGAUACUGGGUUAUUUUUCUGGUAUAAGAUAAAUUAUGGAUAUAUGGUCCAAACAGUUGUUAGCGGGACUUUUAGUGGCUUACAGCUUGAUGAGAACUUUCCAAACUCAAGGUUCCAACCUGGAAAAGAGAGAGACAUAAAUUUUCUCGUCAUCAGAAAUGUCAACAAAGAUGAUGAAGCAACAUAUUUAUGUCAGGCAGGAGCAGCGUACAACCUGGCAUUUAUUAAUGGCACAAAUUUGAUUGUGAAUGAUUCUCAAAAUAAAAAGUCUUUUCGUGUGAAACAAACGUCAGACAUAAAGUCGAUUUUGCUUGGAACCAAUGUGACUCUACAGUGUUCACUUCACUCAGAGAAAAAAGAAAAAGAAAGCACAGACCAGUGUGCAGCUGAACAUGAUGUGUUCUGGUUCAGAGCAGAGUCAAAAUCGAAUCCAGGAUUCAUCUAUACUGAUAACAACUGCAGAAAACAAGCAGGAACCAGCUGUGAAUACCGUCUGUCUAAAACUAUACAAAAUUCCUCGGACAUUGGGACUUACUACUGUGCAGUGGUCACUUGUGGAGAGAUUCUGUUUGGAAAAGGAACCAAAGUGGAGACAAGAGAAGAAUUGUUCCUGUAUGCUAUUGUACUGCUCGGAGGAUUUUUGGCUUGUUCUGUACUUGUGAACAUCACUUUGAUUUUCCAAAAAAGAAAGCCAAAAGAACUUCGUGAAAGUCAAAAAGAAGACACAACAGUCACAUGUCUUACUGAGCUGGAUGAGGAUCAACCAUGCAAUAUGGACGGUGAAGAGGAAGGGAUGAACUAUGUGGCGCUAAAUUUCUCACGAAAACCUGUAAGAUGGAAGAGGGAGACAUCAAACGACUGCACAUAUUCAAACAUUAAGCUGUCCAUGAAAGGCAGCAUCCAUCAAAGGGAUGAUAUAAAAUGAACAAAAUGUGAAUUCUGUGUUGCUUAUGAUAAUUGUAAAUAUUGAUUUUGAAGGCUGAUCAAAAUAUUCGGUGCAAUGUUGUUUUAAAUUAGCAUUUUGUUCUUCCUUAGCAUAGAAAGCUUUUUACAGACUUUUAGAACAGAAAUGUGUUUAUAUGUUGUCGUAUGUUUUACCGUAUUCAUUUUAUGCCUGUUUGAUGAAGAAGGAAGAAACUUGACUUGGGGAAUAAAAAUAGAGACCAUGUUCAGCUAAUUUGGUAAUCCAUUAACCUUUUAGUUUGCAUGUGUUUAAUACAUAUUGUAACAGGUUGGCCUUUUUCGGCUGGAUUUUUCAGUGCAGAUAGAUGAUAUCAAGCAGAGUUUAGGUGGAACAGCAGGUUUAUUCCUCCCAGCAUCACAAACAAUAAGUCACACUCUUGGUCUCACAAAUCUCAAUGUCUCAAUAUCUCAAAAUCUCAAAAUCUGUCUCACAGGUGAAAAUUGCAAUCUUAAAUAGUCCCAGCUGUAACAGAUAAAACAAUCUGAAAAUUCAUAAGGUAAUCCCAUCUUACCCUGUUCCACUUAAUUGAAUAAAAUACAUUUUACUACAACCACAUCAACUUCCUUUUUAUAAAUAUUUUUUAUGUUUUAUCCUUACCCUUACUAAAACACCAUAAAACAGUACACCAUAAAACAAUACACCCCUCUCCCAUUCUUCUCAAUGGUCUCUCCCAGUACCUAUAUCAUUGUCCAUCCCCUUAGGACAAUAUUUGUCCAAACAUCCUGAGAGGACACAGAAAAGACAGGUGAGUCACUAUAUUAGCACAUUCCACACCUAAUAAAUUAUGCACAUCAUUUACUUAGUUUUAUCCACCAAUAGCUCGUUGCUCUGAGUACCAAUUAUUCUUUCUUCACAGUCAACCACCUCCACUGGCCAAUGAGGAGCAGCUGUGCAGAGCCCAGAACAAAGGCUACACACCAAUACCUAAAAUACUCAAUAAAUACAAUUAAAACUU